UAUGCUUUAAUGGGUUUCGGGGAACAUUUUCAAAACAUAAGCGAAUAAACAUAGUUGUGCGUUCGUACGAAACGAACGUAUGUUUCGUAGCGCUGCUUUAUUCGAUAAAAUUUUCGUACGUGAAUUCGUUGUUGCGUGGUGGUGGUUGUUUGUGGUGUAUUCCCGAUAGAAUCCAUGUACAAUAGUAGUUAAAAACAUUGAGUGUAUCUUUCGGUCCGAGUGUGUAUGUAACAUAGAACGUACUUUGUAAACAGUAGCAGAAACAACAACAAUUAAUAAAAUCUUAUAUAUUCUACGUGAAGUAGUCGUACCUACACGGUUUAUUCUAUUCGACUUCUUUUGUUGCUUUUGUUACAAAGAAUAUUAUUGCGCAGGUUGUUGUUUUGCCAUAGAGACGACACUAGGAGAACCCAUAACAACGUUCCUUUUCUUCUUGUGAGGAGGAAAAAACUAAACAAUACAUACCUACUACGUUUCCCAUGAAGGAGAAGAAAAGAAGAAGAAAAAGUAAUGAAAACUGUGAAAAAUUCUCAUAGAGUUCCAUAAAGUUUUGAUCUUAUUGACAACCAGACGGAAGAAGAUACAGUGAAAUAUAUGUUUUUUAAAAAAAUAUAUUUGGAAUUCAAAACAGAAAAUUGAAUAAAAUUUCAAUAAAACAACUCAGUUUUCCAAUUAACCUGCAUAACUAAAAAAAUCGAAAAAAGUGAUAACAAAAAUUGAAACGGGUUAGAUUACAUUAUCGAAAAAGUGAAGAAGAGAACCAAACAAAAUAUGGCCAGCUGGCUGGCUAGUAAGGAAAUAAAAUAGGAACAAGAAUUUGUAUCUUCGGGCGUUAAUUCUUUGUAAAUGCCUACCAAAAACCUGUAAGAGUUUUAAGAUCUAAUAAACCAGAAGAUAUUACCGACGACAGCAUCAACAAACCAACAACUCCAACCCAACCAACAUCUCAGCCCAGCAGGGUAAUAACCGAACCAAACAGCCCGACCAAAUCAUGGAUAUUAGAAAACCAAAAACAAAUCGUCUGUUUAAAGAUCCAAUCAAGCAGCUCAAAAACAUGCACACCUUGCGAGAUUUGGCCAAAAGUUUGGAGGCUAGUCAAGAUGUCGGCGAGAAGUCAAGUAUGUGCCUGAGAUGGAAUGAUUUGCCCAACGAAUUAUUGAUACACAUCUUCCAGUAUUUGCCACAUGGCGAUUUACAGCAGGUACGUCUGGUGUGCCGUCGCUGGCAUGACCUGGCCCAGCUGCCGGAAUUCAAGGAGAAAAACAAAAUUGUGGUGAAUAAUGAAAAUAAGUUUCUGCUGUUGGAAAGUUUAAAUGUCGACUCGGAUUUGGCCCAACGUUUAAGCUUUGAUACCUUGGAGCUGCAUGGUCUCGAGUUGGCUGAUGAUGUCCAAUUGCUGUUGAAGUAUUUGGGGAAAAAAGUUCGAAAACUACGUUUAUACAAAUCUCCGGUAUUUGCCUCGCUAAACGACAACCUACCCGCCUUGGAAGAGCUGAUUGUCACUCACAUACCCACGGUGCAGAGUGACAACACAUUUUCAUUAAAUCUCAGUAAUUUCCCCAAAUUUAAAGCCUUAGAUAUUGCCUGUAGCAAUGUUACGACCUAUGUCAAGACCCACAUGAUUUUAAAUUUAACUCGAGAAGUGUCGGUAAAAAUGGGAAAGCUCUGCAUCGAAGUCAAUCGAGAUCAUGAGGAUUUGCUGAUUUAUACUCUGCAAUGUCAUGCCCAGACUUUGAGGCACUUGGAAAUUAUUCUACGUUCCACACCCAUUAUGAUUGUGAAAUGGAAACAGGUCUUUGCAGCCUUGGAGAAUUUGGAGACUUUGAAAAUAACCGGGGUCUCCUGUUAUAUGUGGCUCAAACAUGUUUUCGAGUGUCUGCCCAAGGAGGCGCCAUUGAGGCAUUUGGAUUUAAGUGGUGGCCUCCAGGUGGAUGAUCCUUUGCUGAAAUUGAUUGUCAAUAAAUGGCCUCAAAGUUUGGAGACCAUGGAACUGAUGUUUUGUAGCUGUCUCACUGAUGAAGGUGUGAAAAGUUUGGGUAGCCUAAGAGGAAGCCUAAAAACUCUCAAUAUUUCCCAUUGUUCCAAGAUAUCUAGUCAGGGUCUAUUGCAGGGCUUGGUCCAAGAAACCAAUCCCAUAUUGACCACCUUGGUUCUCAAUGAUAUCACAGACACGGCAACGGAUAACAUGUGUCUGGUCAUGCAACGUUUGCCGAAUUUAUGCUACCUCAGUUUGGAGAGUUGUCGGGAUGCUGUCACCGAUGUCACACUUGAGAAUAUAUUCCGGCACCAAACAAAAUUACAACAUUUAUUUUUGGAUGAUUGCAUGCGGAUCAGUGAUGAAGGGUUAUUGGGCUUUGGCUCCCAUCCAGCACCAAUACAUCGGCUUAAAGGCCUACAAACGCUAUCGCUAAGAGGAUGUCGGAAUCUCUCCAAUCGUGCCUUGGCCAAGGGUUUGAAAUUUCCCGAACUACGAAAAUUGGUAUUGGGCUAUUGUCACAAAAUCUCUUCCAUGGGCAUUGAAGAGCUGGUGGAAAAUUGCCCUUCCCUAGAGGAUUUGACCAUAUCCAGUUGCCUGAUGAUAGACGAUGAUGCCAUGCUGCACAUAGCUCAAGGCCUACCACGAUUGCGGCGCUUGAAUGUUAGUAAUUGUAUAAAUUUGACCGGGAAGUCCAUCGAUUAUGUUGUGGAAUUGUGUCGGUCGUUGAAAGAACUUUCCAUGUGUGGCAUUGACUCUUUGGAAAUUCAAGAGGUCCAGGAUAAAUUUCUUCAAAUGAAACCACAAAUUUGUGAAGUUAAUUUAUAAUAUGGAGGGAAAAUGCGAUUGUAUCUGUAAGUUGUGUUGGGAAAUGGUGUAAGUUAUUUCGACACUUUAUGAGGCAGAUAAAAAAUAUAUUUUUUGAAAUAUACAGGGUGCGAUAAAAAAACUGCAAGUCAAACUCCAAUUUUUUUUUAAAUGUUAUUGAAUAGAUGCAAAACAUGUCGGAAAUAGCAUCAAAUUUUAGAAUAAGUUUAGAUUUGUUCGAAUUGGUCACCUUUGGCACGAAUUGUGGCCUUGAAACCGUCA
Musca domestica (house fly) is the source of this 3064-nucleotide messenger RNA. Its product is annotated as F-box/LRR-repeat protein 7. The coding region runs from base 992 to 2803 and encodes 603 amino acids. NCBI's taxonomy places the organism in Eukaryota, Metazoa, Arthropoda, Insecta, Diptera, Muscidae. Gene Ontology annotation, biological process: SCF-dependent proteasomal ubiquitin-dependent protein catabolic process. The record is from RefSeq and is a predicted model, not a curated record. The transcript is spliced from 2 exons. Gene Ontology annotation, cellular component: SCF ubiquitin ligase complex. Gene Ontology annotation, molecular function: protein binding.